AUGGCAAGCAGAGGGGCAGCAAGACCCCUGAGGGGUCUCGUCAAUUCCACUACUCGGAACAGCCUGCAGGGCUUCCGCAAUGCUUCCACGCCCUCGAUAACGCGCUCAAUGGCAACGGAGGCCCCGCUGUCAGCCUCAUCCACCACGGCCCCCGCCCCUGCCGCCCCUUCAACCCUCUUGACCACCUCCGCCAUCCCUAUCGCAAACCCCAAGCUCUACUCGCCGCCGAUCCCCGAGCACAUCCGCGCCCCCACCGCACCGACGACCGUCUACCGCUUCCCGACGAUGGAGCCGCUGCGCUUCCUCGCGUACCCGUCGUCGCACCUGCUGGUGCCGCUGCGGCGCGACCUGCUGCACCGGGCGGUCGUGUACGAGGGCGACAAGACGCGCCAGGGCACGGCGUCGACCAAGUGGCGGUCCGAGGUGCACGGCAGCGGCCGCAAGAUCCGGCCGCAGAAGGGUACCGGCCGCGCGCGUCUGGGCGACAAGAAGAGCCCGAUGCUGCGUGGUGGUGGUGUUGCGUUCGGCCCGCACCCGCGCGACUUCGCGACCGGCCUGCCGCGCAAGAUUUACGACCUCGCUUACCGCACCGCGCUGUCGUACCGCUACCGUCGUGGUGAAUUGGUUGUUGUGGAGGAUGGGGCGGAGUUGGAGAGCGCGAGCCCCCUGUAUCUGGGUGAUGUGUUUGAGGCGAAUGGCUGGGGUAACAGGAAUGGGAGGAGUUUGGUCAUCACGACGAAGCCUCGGGAGAACUUGUGGGCCGCGAUGGAGGAAGCUGGUCAGCAUGGCGAGGUCAAGACGUGGCACGAUGUCGAUGUCAAGGAUGCGUUGCAGUUUGGCAGGCUGAUUGUGGAGAAGAGCGCGUUGGAUUCUCUUCUGGAGACCCACCAGCACGACCUUCAGAGGCCAAAGGUUGCUGUUGCGCAGGCAUAG
Molecule: messenger RNA, 933 nt
Organism: Lasiodiplodia theobromae
Lineage: Eukaryota; Fungi; Ascomycota; Dothideomycetes; Botryosphaeriales; Botryosphaeriaceae
Product: Ribosomal protein L4/L1e
Exons: 2
Coding region: 1-933 (310 amino acids)
Biological process (GO): translation
Cellular component (GO): ribosome
Molecular function (GO): structural constituent of ribosome
Source: RefSeq, a predicted model, not a curated record